CGCCGGCAGUCCGGGCUGCGGGGUCGGGGCGGAGCUGCAGCCAUGGGGUCGCGCUAGGGCCCCUCCCGCAGCGCCGCGGCCGCCUCGCCUCUCGUCGCCGUCGCGGGGCCGGCGUCCAGGGUGUCUCGGCGACAUGCUUCUGUCCCUCGGGAUGCUCGUGCUGUCGGCCACGCAGGUGUACACCCUGCUCACCGUCCAGCUCUUCGCCUUCCUCAACCUCCUGCCCGUGGGGGCCGACAUCCUUGCCUUUAACUUUGAAAAUGCAUCUCAGACAUUUGAUGACCUUCCAGCCAGAUUUGGUUACAGACUCCCUGCUGAAGGCUUAAAGGGUUUUCUGAUCAGCUCGAAGCCGGAGAAUGCCUGCGAGCCCAUCGCGCCCCCGCCCCUCCGAGACAACUCAUCCAGCACCUUCAUCGUGCUCAUUCGGAGGCUGGACUGUAACUUCGAUGUCAAGGUCCUGAACGCCCAGCGGGCCGGCUACCGAGCCGCCAUCGUCCACAAUGUGGACUCGGACGACCUCAUUAGCAUGGGAUCCAACGACAUUGAUGUGCUGAAGAAAAUCGACAUUCCGUCUGUUUUUAUUGGCGAAUCUUCAGCAAAUUCACUGAAAGAUGAAUUCUCAUAUGAAAAAGGGGGCCACGUCAUUCUAGUUCCGGAGUUCAGCCUGCCGCUGGAGUACUACCUGAUCCCCUUCCUCAUCAUCGUUGGCAUCUGCCUCAUCCUCAUAGUCAUUUUCAUGAUCACAAAGUUUGUCCAGGACAGACACAGAGCUAGAAGAAACAGAUUACGUAAAGAUCAACUCAAGAAACUUCCGAUACAUAAAUUCAAGAAAGGGGACGAGUACGAUGUGUGUGCCAUUUGUCUGGAUGAAUACGAAGACGGAGACAAGCUGAGAGUCCUCCCCUGUUCCCAUGCGUAUCACUGUAAGUGCGUGGACCCGUGGCUAACUAAAACUAAAAAGACCUGCCCCGUGUGCAAGCAGAAGGUGGUCCCCUCCCAGGGCGACUCCGACUCGGACACGGACAGCAGUCAGGAAGAAAACGAGGUGUCAGAACACACCCCGCUGCUCAGGCCCAUGGCGUCUGCCAGCACCCAGUCCUUCGGGGCUCUGUCCGAGUCCCACUCGCAUCACAACAUGACGGAGUCCUCCGACUACGAGGACGAGGACAACGAAGACAGCGACAGCAGCGAGGCCGAGAACGAGGCCAACGAGCGCAGCGUCGUGGUGCAGCUGCAGCCCAACGGCGACCACGACUACAGCGUCGCCAACACCGUGUGACGCUCCCGGCCGGCUCCCUCCCAAGGGUUUCUUUAGGUACUUUUUUUUUUCUUUUUUUCUUUUCUUGGGUUUUUUUGGCUCCCUUCAGAGAUUUCGGUAGAAGUAACUCGUUAGUGUUCUGCAGUUUAAUCAGAUUACUGAAGUGCAUUUUGGAUCUGAUGUUUCUCUGCCGGAGUGGAUCGUUUCACUGGCGACGAACGGGCGGGGGCUGGAACUCAAGCAGCAGCCCCUCCCGGAGAAGGAAAGCACAUCCUCAGAACAGAGUGCGGUUCAGGCCGAGCGCAGGAUGCAAACAGUUCCUGACUCAGCAGCUGGGUGCUGUGGCCACUGUGGUGCCCUGGAUUCGGGCAUACUCAGGUGGACCGUGUUGGUUCUGCUCUUUUCCCAGGCCACGAGAUCCGAGCAGCUAGGUGAAGUCACUUUCCCUCCUGUCAAGCCACAAACUCAGAGCUGCCUUCUUCCUUUCUGUCUCCAAGUAGUCUUUCUUCUCAUAGAAAUGAUCUGUGCUCGUGCACAUUUCAAGGUUUGGGCUUUUCUUUUUUUAUGUUUUUAAUACUCUAGUGUUAUAUAUGAAUUUGAUUCAUCAGUUAAUGUCUCUAGAAUUAAUGAAUUUCAGUAUUAAGGGUUUUGUGUUGUGAUCAAAGCGAAAAGAAAUGCUGUAUUAAAAUACCAAACUUCAGCAAUUGUUACUACUCUGAUCAUAUACCUCUUAAUAAAGAGCAUCUUAUGCUACAAUUAGUCCAGCUAAAAUAUGUACAGAGAAAACUGUUCAAGCAUUGGAUUUCAAAAUAAGUGCUAUGUUUAACAGAAUUAAUGUAUUUAAAUAAUGUUAUUAUGAAAAGCUAAAUUAUAUUAUACAUCAUUGUAACUAUGUAGAAAAUAUACAUGUGUAUAAUCAAAAUGCUAAGAAUUUUUAUAUGGCCUCGAAGAAGGGAGUUUGAACGUUAAUAAACACAUUUUCCACUUUAAGAACU
This is a messenger RNA of Sorex fumeus (smoky shrew), 2253 nucleotides long. RefSeq names its product ring finger protein 13 (gene RNF13). Gene Ontology annotation, molecular function: ubiquitin protein ligase activity. The record is from RefSeq and is a predicted model, not a curated record. Gene Ontology annotation, cellular component: cytoplasm; nucleoplasm. The coding region runs from base 134 to 1279 and encodes 381 amino acids. Gene Ontology annotation, biological process: ubiquitin-dependent protein catabolic process; positive regulation of DNA-templated transcription; protein ubiquitination. The transcript is spliced from 10 exons. Lineage: Eukaryota; Metazoa; Chordata; Mammalia; Eulipotyphla; Soricidae.